AUGUGGUGGGCCCUGCUGCCUCUACCGCUGCUGCUGCCCACGGCGCUGCGCCCCAGCUGGGCAGGGCCACCCCAGGAGAGGGGCCCUCUUUUCCGGCUCACUCCGCGGGAGCCCCGGGAGAGCGGGACCAGCAACGCCACGGUGUCGCCGUGCGAGGGGCUGCCCGCCGCGGGAGCCUCGACCUUGACCCUCGCGAACCGCAGCCUGGAGCGCCUGCCCCGCUGCCUGCAGCCCGCGCUGCGCAGCCUAGACGGCAGCCACAACCUGCUGCGCGCCCUGAGCGCCGCCGAGCUCGGGCCCCUGGCGCGGCUGCAGGUGCUGACGCUGCGCCACAACCGCAUCGCCGCGCUGCGCUGGGGCCCCGGCGGGCCGGCGGCGCUGCACACGCUGGACCUCAGCUACAACCGGCUGGCCGCGCUGCCGCCGUGCGCCCCGCCCGCGCUGCCCGGCCUCCGCUCGCUGGCGCUCGCCGGGAACCCGCUGCGGGCGCUGCAGCCCCGGGCCUUCGCCUGCCUCCCCGCGCUGCGCCUCCUCAAUCUCUCCGGCACCGCGCUGGGCCGCGAGCCCGGGGCGGGCAUCGCCGACGCGGCCUUCACGGGAGCGGGCGGCGCGCUCGAGGUCCUGGACCUCAGCGGUACGUUCCUGGAGCGCGUGCAGUCAGGGUGGAUCAGAGACCUCCCGAAGCUCACGUCUCUCUACCUGAGGAAGAUGCCCAGGCUGAGAAUUCUGGAGGGGGACAUUUUCAAGAUGACCCCCAACCUGCAGCAGCUGGAUUGUCAAGACUCCUCAGCACUUACCUCUGUCCAUACACACAUCUUCCAAGACACUCCUCGCCUACAGGUCCUUCUGUUCCAGAACUGCAACUUGAGUUCCUUCCCUCCUUGGAGUCUGCAUUCCUCCCAGGUCCUGUCCAUCAGCCUCUUUGGCAACCCCCUCAUUUGCAGCUGUGAAUUGUCCUGGCUCCUCAGGGAUGCAAAGAGGACUGUCCUAAGCAGGGCAGCGGACACUGUGUGUGUACCAGCUUCAGGGUCCCAAGACACCUUCUCGGCCCCUCUUUCGCUGACCCAGCUGCCCACUGUGUGCCAUCUGGACCAAAGCACCACCCUCCUCCAUUCCAGCUCGCCCUACUCUGUUCCCUUCGCCCACGCACCGUCUACGCAGGGUCUCACCACCCCACUGAGCACAGCACCCUCCACUCGACCGGUGGAAGGUGGGCAGAGCGUCACCAAGCCCCCCUCCCUCCCCGCGGAUUCUGCCACGCAAACUGCAUGGUCACACAGCGCCAUCAAGGUGGGGACCGCCCCCUCCCCGGCCAUCUCCACAGCAGAUUCCAGCAACUCCGGCACUCUGCGCAGGGCUGCAAGCACAGCUGGGACAGAGCCCCAAGAAGAACACGCUGCCAUGGUGGGCCAUGCGCCUCACGUCUCAGCUGCCUCCACCGCCUCCGCCAGCAAACACCCUGGGCUCUUCCCUGCCCCCUGGAGCCCAGCGUGGACGCCGCAGCCCGACUGCACGACACAGGCCACCCCGCAGGCGCCCCACCCGAGUCCUUCCGAGGGCGCGAUUCCCAUCUUGCUGUUGGACGACUCCAGUGAGGAGGAGGAGGAGGGGCAGAAGGAGGAGGUAGGCGCGCUUCCCCAGGAUGUCCCCUGUGAUUACCACCCCUGCAAGCACCUCCAGACCCCGUGCGCGGAGCUGCAGAGGCGCUCGCGGUGCCGGUGCCCCGGCCUCAGCGGGGAGGACACCCUCCCGGACCCCCCCAGGCUGCAGGCGGUGACCGAGACCACCGACACGUCGGCCCUGGUCCGCUGGUGCGCCCCCAACUCGGUGGUGCGCGGCUACCAGAUGCGCUACUCUCCCGAGGGCCGGCCGGGGAACCAGUCGGUGACGGUGGUGGCGGACAUCUACGCCACCGCCCGGCAGCACCCCCUGUACGGGCUCUCGCCGGGCACCACGUACCGCGUGUGCGUCCUGGCCGCCAACCGGGCGGGCCUGAGCCAGCCGCCGGCCUCGGGCUGGACGCGGGCGUGCGCGGCCUUCACCACCAAGCCCAGCUUCGUGCUCAUCUUCGCGGGGCUGUGCGCCGCCUGCGGCCUGCUGCUCGUCACCACCCUGCUGCUCGCCGCGUGUCUGUGCAGGCGGGGCCGGUCGCCACGCCCGCAGCGCCACGACACGCACCUGGUGGCCUACAAAAACCCAGCCUUCGACUACCCGCUCAAGCUCCAGACGCUCAGUUAG
This is a messenger RNA of Neomonachus schauinslandi (Hawaiian monk seal), 2238 nucleotides long. It is a transcript of the gene LRRN4, whose product is annotated as leucine rich repeat neuronal 4. The record is from RefSeq and is a predicted model, not a curated record. NCBI's taxonomy places the organism in Eukaryota, Metazoa, Chordata, Mammalia, Carnivora, Phocidae. The coding region runs from base 1 to 2238 and encodes 745 amino acids. The transcript is spliced from 4 exons. Gene Ontology annotation, molecular function: protein binding.